AUGGAUCCUGAAGAUAUCAUAACGUAUAUGAUUCAAGAAGAAGAGGAAGAGGAGCACGAGAUGAAUAUUGCUGUAGGUGCAUAUGCUCAAUCCAGUAGCCAAAGAAAUGAUCGUAGUUUAGUUCGUCAUCGUGGAUCAGUCCUCAAUCAUCGCAUCAUUUACCGGAACAGGGAAUUAGGUAAUCAACUAUUCUAUCGUGAUUAUUUUAGUGAUCAUCCCACAUAUCCGGACUAUAUUUUUCGUAGAAGAUUUCGUAUGCGAAGAUCAUUAUUUGUUCGAAUUCAAAGUGCAAUUGAGUCCCAUGAUCCCUAUUUUGUACAAAGAUGUGAUGCAAUUGGAGUUUUGGGAUUAUCACCUCUCCAAAAAAUGACUGCUGCAUUGAGAAUAAUCGCAUAUGGACUGCCUGCAGAUGCAAUCGAUGAUUAUGUUCGAAUUGGUGAAAGCACCGCAAUUGAAAGUUUGAGGAAAUUUGUCAAAGCGAUUGUGCAAAUAUUUGGGGAACAAUAUUUAAGAAGGCCACAUAGCGGUGAUGUUAAAAGAUUAAUGGAGGUUGCUGAGCAGCGUGGAUUUCCAGGAAUGCUAGGCAGUAUCGAUUGUAUGCAUUGGAGGUGGAAAAACUGUCCAACUGCGUGGCAUGGGGCUUUUUCAGGUCGUUACCAUGAGCCAACAAUCAUCCUUGAAGCUGUAGCUUCGUAUGAUCUUUGGAUAUGGCAUGCUUAUUUUGGGUUACCUGGAUCGUUGAAUGAUAUAAAUGUAUUGGACCGAUCCACUUUAUUUUCUGAAUGGGCAGAGGGUCAAGCACCAGAAGUUAACUAUACCAUCAAUGGGCACAAUUACAAUAUGGGAUACUAUCUCGAUUACACAGAAUUAGAGUAA
Daucus carota subsp. sativus is the source of this 876-nucleotide messenger RNA. RefSeq lists its product as uncharacterized. The record is from RefSeq and is a predicted model, not a curated record. Lineage: Eukaryota; Viridiplantae; Streptophyta; Magnoliopsida; Apiales; Apiaceae. Bases 1 to 876 code for a protein of 291 amino acids. The transcript has a single exon.